GCCGAACCGGCCCAAGCACGUGUCGCGCCGACUCGAUUGACGCCCUCUGGCCGAGGGCCGGUCUGUGGUGGCCAUUUCGCGACGGUCUCUCUCGCUCCUUCGCGACCGGCUGACAACGGCGACGAUGUCGACGUCGACGGGCACGUAGACGUGGGCUCGGACUCGGACUCGGACUCGGACUCGAACUCGGAUUCGCAAGUGGACUGUCGAAUCGGCUCUAACCUGCUCUGA
This is a messenger RNA of Protopolystoma xenopodis, 231 nucleotides long. NCBI's taxonomy places the organism in Eukaryota, Metazoa, Platyhelminthes, Monogenea, Polystomatidea, Polystomatidae. The record is from the annotation of a GenBank genome assembly.